Messenger RNA from Toxoplasma gondii ME49, 327 nucleotides. RefSeq lists its product as hypothetical. The coding region runs from base 1 to 327 and encodes 108 amino acids. Lineage: Eukaryota; Apicomplexa; Conoidasida; Eucoccidiorida; Sarcocystidae. The record is from RefSeq and is a predicted model, not a curated record. The transcript is spliced from 2 exons.
AUGUCCGUGGAUAGAACCGAGCCGUGUUCUUAUAUUGAUGGGAGGGCGCAAUCGGCCAACGCCAGUCUGGUUGAGACUAAGGGAACACAAAGGGGAAACCCACGGUGUCGCGUGAUGCCGCUUCUUCGCACUUCACAACUUCAGGCUAGCGUAAGUGUCCCUGACGCAUUUGACGACGACGAGGCCGUCCCACUUGAACAGUCUAGGCAGAGAGAUGCGGGGAGAGGGCGAUGGUGCAAAUCUAGCGGUGGUUUUGCACGACUGGAGAGAGACAGCAGUCUUCGGUCCACUAAUUCGGGUGGUGACAUUUGGUCCUACUCACGUUGA